Messenger RNA from Linum trigynum, 1415 nucleotides. NCBI's taxonomy places the organism in Eukaryota, Viridiplantae, Streptophyta, Magnoliopsida, Malpighiales, Linaceae. The record is from the annotation of a GenBank genome assembly.
UGGGAAUUGGGGAAGGCAAGAAGAGGAGGAAAAGAAGAUGCCGAAGGCAAUAAUUGUCGGUGGAAGCAUCGCCGGAGUAUGCUGCGCCCACUCCCUAAUCCACGCCGGAUGGAAAGUGACGGUGGUCGAGAAAUCACCCAGUCCACCUACCGGCAGCGCAACCGGCGCCGGACUUGGACUCGACCCUCAGUCGCGCCAAAUCAUCGCUUCCUGGCUUCCAGUUCCAGACCUUCUCCACCAAUCCACUCUCCCUCUCACCAUCGACCAGAACCAGGCGACCGAUGCUGAAACGAAAUCCAGUUGGGUGCUUGCCAGAGACGAAGAGUUCAAUUUCAGAGCAGCUCACUGGACUGAUCUUCACCACCUCCUGUACACUGCUUUGCCUCCGGAAGCAGCUUCGUUUCUAUGGGGCCAUCUCUACCUCUCCUUUAGCAUUUCUCAGGAUAACUCGAAACCAUCGGUCUCUGUUCAGGCCAGAACUCUCCAAACCGGGGAGAUCGUCGAGAUUAAUGGGGAUUUGCUUGUGGCCGCUGAUGGGUGUCUCUCCGCCGUUCGUCGGGCUUUCCUCCCUGACCUGGAAUUGAGGUAUUCCGGUUACUGCGCAUGGAGAGGCGUGCUUGAUUUCUCAGAGAAUGAAGAUUCCGACACCAUUACAGGCAUUCGUAGGGCGUAUCCCGAUCUGGGUAAGUGUUUGUAUUUCGAUCUUAGCACCAAGGGAACUCACAGCGUGUUCUACGAGCUUCUCAACAAGCGGCUCAAUUGGAUUUGGUACGUUCAUCAUCCACAGCCCGAACUGAAGGGGAGUUCAGUGACGAUGAAAGUAAGCAAGGAGAUGAUCCAAGACAUGAUCCAGAAAGCAGAGGAAGUUUGGACUCCCGAACUGGUGAGAGUUAUGGCGGAGACAAAGGAGCCGUUCCUGAACUUGAUAUAUGAUUGUGAGCCCUUGGAGAAGCUCUUCUGGGACAAUGUGGUGUUGGUUGGUGAUGCAGCUCACCCUACAACUCCACACUGCCUGAGAAGCACGAACAUGUCAAUUCUAGAUGCAGCAGUGUUAGGGAAGUGCGUCGAGAAGUCGGGGGUUGAGAAUUUGAGCUCGGGUCUCGAUGAGUAUCAGCAGAUUCGUUUGCCGGUGAUUUCCAAGCAGGUCAUCCAUUCGCGGCAUGUGGGAAGGAUCAAGCAACGGUUGAGUGUUCCUGAUCGGAAGCUCUUUGAUCCAAAGGCAGCUAGAUCGCUGGAUUGUGAAGAGAUUCAGCAGAAAAACAUGCCCUUAUUUUCUAGUGCUCCUCUUUCUCUGCAUUGAUUUGGUUAUUGGUAAUGUAGCUCUGGUGAUCAAGUUAUCCACGCCAGUAAUCUGUACUGUAAGAGCAAUCAUCUGGAUUUGUAAGAGCAUCCAUUAGUAAAAAUAACCCAUUGCU